Molecule: messenger RNA, 348 nt
Organism: Vittaforma corneae ATCC 50505
Lineage: Eukaryota; Fungi; Microsporidia; Nosematidae
Exons: 1
Coding region: 1-348 (115 amino acids)
Source: RefSeq, a predicted model, not a curated record
AUGGAGAGGCUUGAGCUUUAUCGCAUCUUGAAUGUACGGAAGGAUGCUCCAAAAGAUGCAGUAAAGCAGAAAUAUCGCAAGAUGCUAUUUGAUUUGCAUCCAAACAACAAAAAGACGGGAAAUGAGAGCGCUUUUAUAGAACUACAGGAGGCCUACAAAAGAUAUCUCACGGGCGAUCUCUUUUCAAAUUGCUGGGCUGUGGUUGAGAAUAAUCGAAAAGAAUUUGAGUGCCGAUGUGGAGGAAUCUAUAAAAUUGAAGAGGGACGAGCAGGUAGGAUCGAGUGCGAGUAUUGCUCAUGCUUCAUUGAGGUGGAAGAUCCCAUUUUAAGAUUGCACAAGAGCAAGUAG